GUAAGCAUGUCACAAUUUGUCAGAAAAUAAAAUUAAAAAUCACGGUCAAUUAUCCGAAAAUCAAAACCCUCUAAUUUCACCCAGAAAUGGCGGCUGAAACUGCACACUUCCACCGUUACAACGGUUGUAGUCGCCGGAGAUACGUCGCCGGAAUAAGAAACCACCGCCGCCUGCUACUUCUAGCUGCAGCUUCUUCUCAACCGAUGGAUAUACACACCAGCAAUUCCUACAAACAACUCGGUAUGUUUUCACUGAGAAAGAAGAUAGAAGAUUCUGUUAAUCGUGCGGAGAUGGUGAGUCUAACCGCGUUGGAGUUUGAAGAAGCGCGACGGAUCAAACAGGAAGAGAUGAUUCGGGAAUAUGAUUUGUGGGAUGAUUUAGCCAAGUCUAGUGAUGUCCUGAUCAAGUUGGCUGAUAGUGCUAAGGUGGUUGAUGCUCUUAAAGACCUUACAUAUAAGGUUGAAGAAGCUAAACUAAUCACAGAGUUAGCUGAGAUGGACAUCAUAAAUUACGCGCUUCUUAAGCAAGCAUAUACCACAUCCGUAGAUGUGAGCAAGUUUUUAAACAAGUACGAAAUGUCCAAACUUCUUAAAGGAAAAUAUGAAUUUGAGGGAGCUUGCAUCAUAAUAGAAGCGGGAUCCGAAGGCAUUCGAUCCGAGAUAUGGGCAGAACAACUUGUUGGAAUGUACAUGAAAUGGGCUAAGAAGCAAGGUCUAAAGGGAAGAAUAGUUGAGAAACGAUGUCGGUCCAAAGCAGAAGGGGGCAUCAAGUCGGUUAUUAUCGAGUUUGAACAAAAGUAUGCUUACGGUUACUUUUUAGGGGAAAAGGGUACUCACCGAAUGAUAACCUCUCAUCCCGAAUCCUUAUCUGAGGUUAGCUCAGCUGCUGUUGAUGUUGUACCUUUGUUUCUUGAAGAAACUUCGGAGUUAAACGUUGAUGAGAAAGACUUGAAGAUCAACUACGUCCCGUUAUGUGAAAAUGGUCGAGGUCGAAGAGGGUCAAUAGUUCAAAUCCAACACUCUCCAACCGGCUUGACGGUUCACUCAUCAGGGGAGAGGAACCAAUUUUCAAACAAAAUGAAAGCGCUUAAUCGGUUGAAGGCGAAGCUGCUAGUAAUAUUAAAUGAUCAAGGAGUCUCCAGUAUUACCGAUAUAAAAAAGGACUGUGUUAUUGACCAUUGGCACCAAGAAACGAGAAGGUAUGUGUUUCGUCCAUACAAGCUUGUUCAAGAUGUAAAAACUGGGAUUCAGCUGGCUGACCCGAAUUUCGUUUUAAGUGGGAAUCUUGACCCGUUUAUUAGCGCUCAUAUAAACAAUAGACAUGUGUCCGAGUUGGGAUAAAAGUUGUGUGUGUGCAUGCAUAUAUGAUGACCCUCUGAUUUUUGAAGAUAUUGAUAUGUACUUUGUGAGGGUUUUCAUUUGUGAAAUUUUGAUCGACCCAUGAUAUCUUCAACUAGUAUGUUUCUUUGAA
Messenger RNA from Helianthus annuus (common sunflower), 1470 nucleotides. Its product is annotated as peptide chain release factor PrfB3, chloroplastic. The record is from RefSeq and is a predicted model, not a curated record. Gene Ontology annotation, molecular function: translation release factor activity. The transcript is spliced from 6 exons. The coding region runs from base 87 to 1340 and encodes 417 amino acids. Lineage: Eukaryota; Viridiplantae; Streptophyta; Magnoliopsida; Asterales; Asteraceae. Gene Ontology annotation, biological process: translational termination.